GGCCGAGAAGGACAAGAAUCUGAGAGCAGUCAAAGGAAAAUUUCAAGAUUGGAAGGAAAAAGCCCAAGAGCUAUUUGAAGCUUCUAGUUUCAUGGGUGGAAAUACUGGAAAACCCCUAUUUCAGAGGGAACACUCCCUUUUCAAGCAGAACUUGAACUUACAGAAAGGAGGCCACUCAGUUUAUAACCUGGUAUUAACAAGUGCCUACGCAGAUGGUCUCUACAAGAAGUACAAUUUUGGACCUUCAAACCUACGCAAACCCAAGAAAGUGAUAAUGAUGGUCGGGGAAACAGGAUCAGGCAAAACAAAACUCAUCAACCUCCUGGUGAACUUCAUUCUGGGAGUGAAAGCAGAAGACGGAUACAGAUACAUUCUUAUUGAUGAGAAAAUAAAUCAGAAUCAGGCUCACAGUCAGACCUCCGACGUCAACAUUUACCAGCUAAAUCACAUGCCUGGAUUCAGGGUUCCAUAUUCCCUGGCCAUCAUCGAUACACCAGGGUUUGGUGACACUAGGGGAAUGGGAGAGGACAACCAUACAAUGGUGAAAUUAAAAGAGUGCUUCACCUCAGUGUUCGGAAUAAACCAUAUUGAUGGCAUCUACUUUGUGGUCAAGGCCUCCACUAAUCGUUUGACGGUAUCAGAGAAAUACGUGUUUGACUCCGUUCUCUCAUUGUUUGGUAGAGACAUCAAGGAAAACAUACAGACCUGUACCACUUUUGCUGAUACUGGGAGGCCUAAAGCUCUAGGUGCCCUUAUUGAAGCCGACGUCCCCCUUGCCAGGAAGCCCAGUGGCACCCCGGUAUUCUUUAAAUUCAACAACAACUUUUUAUAUGCGAAUGAUUUCGAUGACGACGAUGAAGAAGACACAAGCGAGGCUUUUCAGAAAUGCUGGGACAGUGGGUUCAAAAGUGCUCAGAAAAUGUUUGAUGCUUUGGAAAACUUGGACACAAAAAGUCUUGUUUUGACCAAGGAAGUGUUGAUAGAACGGACUCAGCUUGAAAUAACCAUGGAUGGAUUACACAGUAAAAUCCAAGAAGUGGCCCUAAAGCAAACGGAAAUGACACGAUGUGGGCAGGUUUUACGGCAGCACCAAAAAGAUAUUCAAAACAAUGGGAAUUUUGAGUUUGAGCAACUGGUGACCAUAAAGAUGAAAACAGAUGCAGAGAGAAAUUCCAUUAAUUGCAGGGAGUGUGAGGACACCUGUCACUAUCCCUGUAGGAUUGCCCUUGAUUGCAUGAUUGGCCUCUGUGAGGUGUUUACAUUGAGGCAAGUGUGUCGACUGUGUGAGCACAAGGUGAGCAGCCAUGUCACCGAGAAACAGAAGUGGGAACACGUGGUAAAAAGGACCAAGAAAACGUAUGUGACCAUGAAACAAAGGUACGAGGAGGCAUCUAAGGAACGUUUGACAACAGAAAUGGUAUUUGAGAACCUAGAGAGGGAACUCAACGAAGUGGAAGCAGAGGAAAUGAAACUCAUCGAGAGAGCCGCACAAUGUCUCCGCCGGCUGGAAGCCAUCGCCUUGAAACCCAACCCACUUUCUACGCUUGAUUAUAUUGACAUGAUGAUUAGCACAGAGAAACGUGAGGGGAAGCUGGGAUUUCAUGAGAAGAUAGAGUCCCUGGAGAAAGCCAAAGCCAAGAUCAAGUGUCUCAGCACCCUCUCUUAAACCCACAAAGUGAGAUGUGCACACAUGGCCUUUAUAUGUUGUAUCAGCCCAUCUGGGACACGGUCAUCCAUAAAACCUUUCUAACCAUAUGGGAGAUGUUCUGUAGACACAUUUUUACUCUUUACACUUUACUUAAGCUCUGCAAUCAUUUAGUUUGGCCUCAGAGGCUACUCCUCAUCCUCUCGUUCUUUGUAAAUGAGUAGCGUAGUGUUUGUUGAAGCUGAAGCUCGAGCAUCACUCAAGGCUGUGGCCCCUGGACCUUGUUAAACUCCAAGCAUCCUGUGGCACUUUGGGCUGUAACUGCGUCAAUGGAAAUAUGUCCACACUCAGUUGCCUUUGCUGGAUGCCACUACAAAAUAGAAGAUUUUCAUCCAGCCGUUGAGCACUGAUCCACAUUCAGGCACCUCUCCUUCAGUCAUGGAGGUGCGAGUGUUUACAUCUCACAGUUCUUACAGACAGGUUUAACUGAACAUUAAAAGGUUGCAGUUGGUCAUAAAUACUUACUCACUCAGCCCUUCCUGCUGUUUGUUUACCUACUUCCACCUUCAGUCUCCAGAACCUUUACCCAGUAGGACUCAUUCCCCUUUACAGAAUUACCAGCCUUGGUAGGUUCUUCUAUAGUGGGUCACUAAGAAUAUCCUCCUGGGCUUUACUCCUAAACCACAUGAGGAUCCAUCUAAUUUCCUGAACUACAGACUUGGACCUUAACAAACAGUGGUCCAAGACCCUUUUGACUUCUAGGUGAGCCCAGAGCUACUGUUACUAGCUGUUCUAUCUCUCUCUCACCAUAGCAACGACGGAGGAGAUCUCAACUCACAACAGAGAUGUCAACUGCCCUGUAUAAAAGCUCUCAGCCUUCAGCCUCAUGUCUUUAUAUGUUCAUGGAACGCCAUGGUGACUAUAUAAAACCUGCCCAACUGCUAGUUAACCCAACACUAAAACCAACACUAGCCCCACGGGCCCUUGUGAUCCAUAUCCAAGAUUUGGGAAAUUUACCAAGGAACUUGUAUCCUACAAAAUGUUUUUAUCCAUGAUUUUUAUCUGACACUGUUGAAUUUAUAUUUUUAUAUCAAGUUCUGUGAUUGGACUAAUGAGGAUUAAGUGGAGGCUAACUGACUAAUUGGGUGAUAUAUUCAUUUGUCUUAUGAUACAACCAAUCAAAACUUCCUUUCAAAAUUAAUUGGUUUCUUUGAGCACAGGGGCAAUUAGUUGAUACUUUAGUGAAGGAGGCUCCAGGCAGUGGUGUAACUACAAUACAGGAGUCCCCGGUGGGGGUCCCAGGUAGAGGGGGGGCUGGUCCUGCACAGGAUUCUGCAUUCUACCUUCAUACCCUUCGUGUCUCUCCUGCCCCAUCUGCCAGUACUAGUGAUGAGCGAAUCUGUCCCGUUUCGCUUCGCCAUAAAAUUCAUGAAACGCCAAG
Molecule: messenger RNA, 3086 nt
Organism: Xenopus tropicalis (tropical clawed frog)
Lineage: Eukaryota; Metazoa; Chordata; Amphibia; Anura; Pipidae
Exons: 2
Coding region: 92-1666 (524 amino acids)
Molecular function (GO): GTP binding
Source: RefSeq, a predicted model, not a curated record